Heteronotia binoei (common prickly gecko) is the source of this 1250-nucleotide messenger RNA. RefSeq names its product calcium/calmodulin-dependent protein kinase type IV-like. The record is from RefSeq and is a predicted model, not a curated record. Gene Ontology annotation, molecular function: calmodulin binding; ATP binding; calcium/calmodulin-dependent protein kinase activity. The transcript is spliced from 11 exons. The coding region runs from base 10 to 1233 and encodes 407 amino acids. Gene Ontology annotation, biological process: protein phosphorylation. Lineage: Eukaryota; Metazoa; Chordata; Lepidosauria; Squamata; Gekkonidae.
GCCGCCAAGAUGCCCAGCCCUGGCGCCCCCCCACCGCCGGCCGCGGCCGAGUACUGGAUCGAGGGCUCCCGCCGGGAUUGCGCGCUCGACCACUUCUACGCCCGCGGCGCCGAGCUGGGCAGGGGUGCCACGUCGGUGGUGUACAGCUGUGAAGAUCGAGAGACCCAUGCCCAGUAUGCUGCCAAAAUAUUGCAGAAGACGAUAGACAAGAAAAUUGUCAGGACUGAGAUUGGCGUUUUGCUGAGGCUCUCGCAUCCAAAUAUAAUCAAACUCAAAGAGAUUUUUGAGACCCCCUCGGAGAUCACCCUCAUCCUGGAGCUUGUGACGGGCGGAGAGCUCUUCGACAGGAUUGUAGAGAGGGGCUUCUACAGCGAGAGAGACGCAGCCAAUGUGGUGAAGCAGAUCCUGGAGGCCGUGGCCUAUCUGCAUGCCAACGGAGUGGUCCACCGGGACCUGAAACCAGAGAAUCUCCUCUAUGCGGAUCUCUCCCCGGAUGCUCCUCUCAAAAUUGGUGAUUUUGGAUUAUCCAAGAUUGUGGAUGAACAGGACACGAUGAAAACUGUGUGCGGCACCCCAGGAUACUGUGCUCCUGAAGUCCUCCAUGGAUCCCCGUACGGUCCUGAAGUGGAUAUGUGGUCAGUCGGAGUCAUCACGUAUAUCUUGUUGUGUGGCUUUGAACCGUUCUUCGACCCGAGAGGAGAUCAGUAUAUGUACAGCAGGAUUCUAAACUGUGACUACGAGUUUGUUUCUCCUUGGUGGGAUGAGGUGUCUCUCAAUGCCAAGGAUCUGGUCCAAAAACUGAUUGUCUUGGAUCCCCAGAAAAGACUGACGGUGCAGCAGGCAUUGGAGCAUCCUUGGGUCACGGGCAAAGCCGCUAAGUUUGCUCACAUGGACAGCACCCAGAAGAAACUACAGGAGUUCAAUGCCAGAAGGAAGCUGAAGGCAGCCAUGAAAGCCGUCGUCGCUUCUAGCCGUCUGGGCAACCACAGCCACUAUGACGGUUCUAGGAAUGGGCGUCACCCGGAUACGGCCAAAGAGCCACGCCUGGACCAGGGAGCAGAAAGCACCCUCGCUGUCGAAGACGACCUUUAUAGCAAACCCUCGGGGACCAGUUUGUCGGAUGCCAGCUCUGCGCCUCCUUCAGCCAAAGAAGAGGACCUUGAAUCUUUCCGAACCGAGUACUCCUCCGUUGCCUCGGCGGUUGUGGUGAACGGCACGGGCUGCCCGAGUUAACCCCGCAGGAGUCCAGU